Messenger RNA from Dipodomys ordii (Ord's kangaroo rat), 8818 nucleotides. RefSeq names its product biorientation of chromosomes in cell division 1-like 1 (gene Bod1l1). The coding region runs from base 1 to 8787 and encodes 2928 amino acids. The record is from RefSeq and is a predicted model, not a curated record. The transcript has 26 exons. Lineage: Eukaryota; Metazoa; Chordata; Mammalia; Rodentia; Heteromyidae.
AUGACUCCACAGCCGGCCUAUCAGAAUCUGAGGCAGCGUGUGGACAACUUCGUUGCAAACCACUUGGCAACUCAUACCUGGAGUCCCCAUCUCAAUAAGAACCAGCUCAGAAAUAAUAUUCGACAGCAAGUCCUCAAAUCAGGAAUGCUGGAAUCUGGUAUCGAUCGAAUUAUUUCUCAGGUUGUGGAUCCAAAGAUCAACCACACAUUCAGACCUCAGGUAGAGAAAGCUGUGCAUGAGUUUUUGGCCACACUAAAUCACAAAGAGGAAGCAAGCAGCAGCACGGUCCCGGAUGAUGAGAAACCAGACUCUUCUGUCACUACACAAGGUGCCCCUGCUCCUGGGUCCAGUGCCAAUGUCGCCAAUGAUGCCAUGUCGAUCUUGGAAACCAUAACUUCUCUUAACCAGGAAGCCAGUGCUGCCCGGGCCUCGACAGAAACGUCCAAUGCUAAGAACAGUGAGAGAGUAUCAAAGAAACUCUCCGUUCAGCCAAGCACUGACCUUAGCGCUGACAAAGAGAGGAUGUCAGAGGACAUGGCUGAUCAAGAAAAGGCAGUACCUGACUCUGGAGGGGAAACCCUAGAAACUGCCCUAAAGUCUGAAGAACUUAGUGAUCCUCCCUGCCAAGCUGAAGAAGUUAAAAAUCACACAAAAGAGAAUAAUGGCUUAAUUCUGCUAAACAAGGAUGUUCAACAGGAAAUCAGUGACCAAAAGAACAAAUCCACAGACAAAACUGAAAAAAAAACAGACAGCAAUGAAAAGGGAGAAAGAAAGAAAGACAAGAAAGAAAAGUUUGAAAAGAAAUUUGAUCAUUCCAAAAGGAAUGAAGAUAUACAAAAAGUAAAAGAUGAGAAACAAGCAAAGGACAAAGAAGUAGAGAGUUCAAAACCUCCUUCAGAAAAGAAUACUAGUAAAGCUAAAACUGUUGAAGGAACAAAAGAAGAUUGCUCUUUGAUAGAUUCUGAUGUGGAUGGACUUACAGACAUUACAGUUAGUUCUGUUCAUACCAGUGACCUUUCAUCUUUUGAAGAAGACACUGAGGAGGAAGUUAUAAUGUCUGAUAGCAUGGAAGAAGGAGAGAUUGCAUCUGAUGAUGAAGAGAAGAACAAACAGAAUAAAACAAAAGCUCAAACUAGUGAUUCUAAUGAAGGAAAACCAAAAAGCGUGCGGCAAGCUUAUGUUCACAAACCAUAUCUUUAUUCAAAGUACUAUAGUGAUUCUGAUGACGAACUCACUGUAGAACAGCGGCGACAGUCUAUUGCUAAAGAAAAAGAAGAGAGGCUCUUACGAAGGCAAAUUAAUAGAGAGAAACUUGAAGAAAAACGAAAACAGAAAGCAGAAAAGACAAAGUCUUCCAAAGCCAAGAAUCAAGGCAAAAGUAGCAUGGACUUAGAAGAAGCGUCAACAAAGAGUUUGGAACCUAAAGCCCCAGGAAUUAAAGAAGUCCUUAAAGAACGGAAGGUUUUAGAGAAAAAAGUAGCAUUAAGCAAAAGAAGAAAAAAAGAUUCACGGAACAUUGACGAGAAUUCCAAAAAGAAACAACAGUCUGAAGAAGAUUCCAAGGAGACUCUCAAAACAAGUGAGCAUUGUGAAAAGGAAAAGGGAUCUUCAAAGGAGUUGAAACAUGCCCACGCAAAAUGCGAGCCAAGUAAACCUACCCGGAGACUUUCAGAAUCUUUACAUUCAACUGAUGAAAACAAAAUUGAAUCCAAAGUAGAAAGAGAACAUAAAAGGCGGACAUCUACCCCUGUUGUAACGGAAGGGGCACCAGAAGAAACUGACACCAGAGAUGGAAAAAGGCAAGUGGAACGCUCUGAGAGUGGAACAGAAGAAACCCAGAAACAGAAAAGCUCACUUAAAAAUGAAAAAUAUCUAAAGAAAGAUGAUUCUGAAAUUCCACAUUUGAAAAAUCUACCUAAGAAAGAGAUAAAAUCUAAAGAGAAGGCUGAAAAAGAAAAAACUCCAUCAGAAGAAAAACUAUCUACAAAACACAAAUACAAGGGUGACAGUGUACAUAAAAUGGGUGAUGAGACUGAACUUCACUCUGAGAAAGGCUUAAAAGUAGAGGAAAAUAUUCCGAAACAAAAUCAACAAACUAAACUUUCUUCAGAUGACAAAGCUGAACGAAAGAAUAAACAUAGAAAUGAAAGGAAAUUAUCAGUGUUGGGCAAAGAUGGAAAACCAGUUUCUCAAUAUAUUAUAAAAACAGAUGAGAAUGUGCGUAAAGAAAAUAAAAAAGAGAGACAUUUAUCAUCUGAAAAAACUAAGGCAGAACACAAAUCCAGGAGAUCAAGUGAUUCUAAAUUACAGAAAGAUCCUUCUAGCUCCAAGCAACAUGGUGUCACAGUACAAAGAAGAAGCGAAAGCUACGCAGAAGAUAAGUGUGAGACAGACUCAACUAAUUUAGAAAGUAGUUUAAAAUCAGAAGAAGUUGUUCACAAGGAGAGGCGAAGAACAAAGAGUUUAUUGGAUGAAAAACUUACAUUGAAGUCUAAAUCAAAAAGUCAAAGUAAACAAUUAAAAGUUUCUGAAACAGAAUUACAAGAAAGUAUCACAAAACAAACAAUCACUUCAAAACCAGAUAAAGAGAAGAACACAGAAGAAACUGACUCAGAAAAACAACGCAAGUCUAAAGUUGAAGACAGACCUUUAGAAGAAGCUGGUGUUGAUCAUGUGUUAGAGGGUGCUCCUUCUUUAUCACAUAGUACACAGAAAGACUCAAGUCACAGAGCAAAGCUACCAGUGGCAAAGGAAAAAUAUAAAGGUGAUAAAGAUUCGAGUUCCUCCCGACUUGAAAGGAAAUUAUCAGAUGGACACAAAAGCAGAAACUUGAAGCACAGCAACAGAGACUUGAAAAAGAAGGAAGAAAACAAACCAGAUGAUAAGGAUGGUAAAGAAGUUGAAAGUAACCAUGAAAAGACCAGAGGGAAUGGUUCAGUCAUAGAAAAAAAGUUAAAUAGAAGGUUAAGUGAAAAUCGAAGAGGAAGCUUAUCACAAGAAAUGACCAGAGAAGAUAAAUUAUCAGGAAACACUUUGGCCACUCCCAGUAGUUCCUCUCUCCUGCGACCAAAAAAAAGUGGUGAAACCACAUUAAUUCCUGAACAAGAACCAAUGGAAGUUGAUUCUGAGGCAGUUGUUGAAAAUGUAUUUGAAGGCUCUAAAACUCAAGAUAGCAGCCAUAAUAGUUCCCAGCAAGACUUUGGGUCUGACCUUGCUACAAAACCAAAAACUACCACAGUUCUCAAAGAUGAAUUAAGAACUUCUGUAGUAGAUUCAAAAACAGCAACUGCAGCCUGUAAAUCAGGCCGUGGAGUGGGAAUUACUAGCAAUUCUGAAAAGCAUGCUGACCAUAACAGCACCUUAACCAAGAAAUUGCAUGUUCAGCAUGCUGUCUCUAAACCAAAUCCUGGGGAGAAAGAGUCCUUUCAGCGAGGAGCUCAUGAAGUGAAUGUGGGCUCAGAGACAAGUCUCAAAAUGUUCUCUAAUGCCCUGUCAGAAAGCGAUAGAGUACAGAACUUGAAAAGCACAUCCAGUCCUACUGAAGAACAUACUAGUCAAGAAGACACUGCUCUUGAACAUUCCAUAGACUUAAAUCCCUCACUAGCCUUAGGUUCAGUGAGUGUUUUGUCUCAGAAAGAAUCUGGUUCAGAACUGAUUUCUCCUCUGGGCAGAACUGUUGUAGAAGGUAGCAUAGCCAGCACCUCCCUUACAGAUCCCUCUGAUACCACUAACCAAAGUUUGCCUGUUAGGAAAUCAGAAGUCCCUAGGACAAGUUAUGGCAAAGAAAGUGGUGAUGCUUCCACAGUAGAUUUAUCAGGAAAAUCAAGCAUAGCUGGCAAAAAACACAUUUCAGAAGAUCACCAGGCCACUCUGUUAGACAGUAAACAAGGGAAAGCAAAUAUUAGUGUUGCUCACAGGUCAACAGACAUGAUGGUAGAAAAUGAGAAUGUUGUCAAAGAAUCUGGCUUUGUGGAUGUGGCCAAGAAAGAAAUUGACUUAAAUACAGAACUCAGUUUAAAGCAGACAGCCAUGGAAAAUGACAAGAAGGGUGACAUUACUGUUAAUCCUGUGGUAGGCAUAAGUACAGGAAAAGAUGCUGAAACAGAUGGACUUAGGCAUAAAGAUUCAGUUGAAAUGGAAACUCUAUCAACGGAUGUUCAGAAGAAGACUGAAAACAGUGAGGUAAAUACCAGUGGUCCCUCAGUGUCUGAGCAAAGGAAUGGGAAAACUCCAAAAGUAGCUGAUGGUUCUGGUAGAGCAGAAGAGACUUCUGUUGCUACUAGUACUGCAGAGAAGGACAAAGGCAUCUCCUUAAGCCCAGUAAAGGCUGGGGAUGCCACCACUUCAUUAAAAAACACAAAGAAGGGAGUGGUUUUGCCUUGCACCAGCAUUGAGGCGGAUGAAGGCUUUAUAAUAGGUACACAUCCCAGAAACAAUCCCCUAGGGGCUGGAGUGGAAGCCAGUGAAUGCACCAUUUUUGCUGCAGCGGAAGAAGGUGGGGGUGUUGUCACAGAAGGAUUUGCAGAAAGCGAAACUUUCCUCACAAGUACCAAGGAGGGAGAAAGUAGAGAGUGUACUGUGGCUGAAUCAGAAGACAGAGCAGCAGGCACUGUGUCUGCCAAUACAUUGAAAACAGAAGUUGAUAUAAACAGCGCUGUGACAGAGGAAAAAGAUGAUGCCGUAACCAGUGCAGGUUCAGAAGUAAAGUGUGAUGGUUCUUCAAGUAGAGACUCAGAAAUCAUUGAGGGGACUGUUGUUUUCAUUAAUGAAGUUGAAAGCGAUGGAGCAGUUACAAGUGCUGGGACAGAAAUACAAGCAGGAUCUGUGAGCAGUGAAGAGGGAAAAAGGACACAGAUGGAUUUCAAAAAAGAAACAGAGGGUACUGUGACAUGUACAGGAGCAGAAGGCAGAAAUGAUAACUUUGUUAUCUGCCCAGUGACUGGGGCCGAGCCCCAAGAGGAGCAUAUUGUUACAGGUGCCGAUGUGGUCCAGGUAGAUAAUAACAUACCCCCUGGGACAAGCUCCAUCCCCAGCAGAGAUGGUUCUGGAAAUGACAGUAUGGAAGGUGAGAGCGCAGUCACUAGCACAGGCAUAACAGAAGAAGAUGGAGAAGGGCCAGCAAGUUGCACUGGCUUGGAAGACAGCAGCGAAGGGUACGCAAUAAGUUCUGAGACUGAAGAAAGUGGAGAGAGUGCGAUGGGCAGCACAGUAGCCAAAGAUAACACUGAUGUACCCUUAGUGGCCACCAGUCCUUGUGACGAUGAGGACAUUGUGACCAGUACAGGUGCAAAAGAAGAAGAUGAUGAAGGGGAAGGUGUCGUGACUAGUACAGGAAGAGGAAAUGAAAUUGGCCAUGCUUCAACCUGCACAGGGAUAGGAGAAGAAAUUUGCGAGAGUGCAGAAGGGGAAGAUAGUCAGAUAGGUCCUACAGUAGUGCGCAUGGACAUAGAAGUCGGAGCAACUGUCAUGAGUGCAAAUGAAAGUAACAUUGAUAGCAUGAGCGGCUCAGAGAAGGAAAUCAAAGAGGUAGAGAUCUGUUCCAGUGCCAAAGGGAUUGUCGAGAGCAGCGUGACCAGUGCAGCUGCAGGCAAGAGUGACAUGGCCCCAGUUCCAGAAGGCCCCAUGACUAGUGCAGCUGCUGAUCCAACUGAUAGUCUACAGAGUAGGAAGGAAAGGGGCGAAGAUAGCACUAUCACCACUGGCCUGGUCGGGGGCAGUUACGAUGUCCUUGUGUCUGGGGCAGUCCCAGAAUGUGAAGUUGACCACACAUCACUAAGUGAAAAAGAAGACGAGGGCAUCAUCACCUCAGUAGAAAAUGAAGAGUGUGAUGGCCGCAUGGCUGCUACAGCCAGCGAUAUUUCCAACCAAGAUAGUUUAGCUGGCGGUAAAAGUCAAGGCAAAGGCUUGAUGAUUUCUACCAGUACAGCAAAUGAGUACACCCCUCAAGUAAGCAUAAUGGUAGAUGCAGGACAUUCAAGUACUCUGGGAACUGAAGAAAACACAGAAGGUGCCAGAGAAAAAGCGGAAGAAUUCGAGGCCCCAAUGCCCAGUGCUGUUUCAGAGAAUGAGACUCAACUCACUGCCAGCAGAAGGGAAGAGAAGGACGAGUGUGCCAUGAUUUCCACGAGCAUAGGGGAGGAAUUUGAAGUGCCUAUCUCCAGCGCAGUAGACAUCAAGUGUACUGAACAUCAGCAGCCAGUCGCAACCAUUGAGGAAAGAGCUACAGGCCCAAUCCUGGUAAGCACUGAGGACUCUGAGGUGCCUAUGCCUAGUGCUCCCACAGAAGUUGAAUGCCCUCUUGCCUCAACCAGCAAGGAAGAAAAGGAUGAGUGUGCUCUCAUUUCCACCAGCAUAGCAGAGGAGUAUGAGGCCUCGGUUUCUGGUGUAAGUGAAAACGCACCGUCUCUUACAGAUGGGAGUGCUGUCAUCUCCACCAGCUCCAUGGUGGACUGCGAAGGAGCCGUGUCCAGUGCCCCUCACAAAAAAGUCCAUCCCUCAGUCACACCAGCAGAGGAGACAAGCGACACUGCCAUGAUUUCCACGAGCACCUCUGAAGGACGCGAAGCAGUCAUGGUUGGUGUUGUCCCUGGGGUUGAGGGCCAGGCCACCAGUGAGAGAGUGGAAGACUCAAGUGAUGGCGCUAUCAUCUCCACCAGCACAGCAGAGUAUGUGCCGCUGGGAGCUGGCCUCAGCAGUCAGAAGGAUAAUCAGCCAGCUGCCCACAACUCAGACAGAAAUGACCUAGUCACUGUCAGAGUAAGCAAGUGUGAAGUCCCCAUGCCCAGCCUCAUGACGGAGAGUAAUGGACAGUGUCCUGGACCACUCACAGAAGGCAAAGACACAGGCCCUGUCCUGGCAGUGAGCACUGAGGAAGGUCAGGGAAGGCGGACAUUGUACGCACCCUCUGUGGGACAAAGCCAGCCAAGUGCUUUAUGUGCAAAAGAGAAAGACAGGUAUGGGAGGGACUGCCCUGGCCAAGGCCCAUUCACAGCAAGAGGACAAAACAGUAGUGCUCUGCACCUUGUAAAUCCAGAAGAGGAGAAGGUAUUGCUGAGUCCCAUUCACAGUGAUGACAGAAGCUCAGAGGCCGAGAUGGUAGGGGACAAUAAUUCAACCGGUUGUUCAGCAGAAAAGGUCUUGGAGAAGAGUUCUGACUCACCUGUCCAUCUGACAGGACCAGAGCAGACAUCCGCAGAAGAUCUCUCUCUCAAUCGUCGCCAUUUGGCUGCAAUAAAUACUGGUGCUAAAAAAGCUGACUAUGUACCGCUCACUAAAGACCCUGGAGCAGAAUACCCUACUGAGCAGCAGGCACUUGGGGACAACUUGAAAAGUGUUGCCGGCAAGGGUAGUGUAGGCCAAGAGUCAAAAAUUACACCUCCGAACAUAGCUAACCUUCCAGCUGCCUGCCAGGUAGCUCCAACAGCUCCGAAAGGUGAAAAGGAUUUAACUCCAAAGAGUGAUCACAGUGACAGAGGGAUUGCUGAAACAUCUGCUGAGAAAACAGGACACAGUACUGGCACAAGGAAGUUACGCCACAGAGAAGGAAACCUGGCAGUCACUGUUCCUGCUGAAGAAAAUGUGUGUGACAUAGGCAAUAUAGAGUCUCCAUCAAAUGUUCUGCGAGUGUCUGAACUGACAAACAACUUGAAAACUGAGACAUUUGUGCCUUCAGAGGAAGAAAAAAAUCAUGAAAUUCCAGCAGUAUCAGAAAGCCCCUGUGAGGGCAAGCUGAGUGAAAUAGCUGAGCUACAAAGGGAGUGUUCAUCGGAAAAGGAGUUACUACAUGUUGAAAACUCAGGCUCAGGAGUAAAGGAAGAACAUAGCAAAGCUUCUAACGAAGGAGAGAUAUCCAGUGGUAGAAAAGACACUGCAGAAACUGUAAGAGAUCACAGUGUUGAAACAAAUUCUAAAGAGGUUGAAGAAGAAGAAAGGCAUCUGCCAAAAAGAAAAAGAAAGAAGCCUUGCCCCUCCUCAGAAGACGAACUGGAUGAUAGUCCCCGUGUCCUGGAUUCCGGAAUGGAAACAGCACUGAGCCAGUGUUCCACGACUGAACCACAAGAUACAAAGGAAGAGAGCUCCGGAGAUCUGGAGGAGUUACCUAAAAUAAGUUCCAAGACAAACAGCAGCGCUACACAGGCCGAAGAAAAAGAUGAAUUUAGCAGCAGUGAAGCCACUGGUGACAGGACAGAGCAAAAUGAAGACGACGGCGUCAAAUCACAGGAAGAAGAUCAGCCGGUAAUUAUUAAAAGAAAAAGAGGACGACCUCGUAAAUAUCCUAUAGAAACAACAUUAAAAUCGAAAGACGACACCAAAACAGAUACUGGCAUUGUCACUGUAGAACAGUCUCCACCAAGCAGCAAGUUGAAAGUAACACAAACAGAUGAGUCCAAUAAAGAAACAGCCAACUCACAAGAAAGGAGUAUAAGCAAUGAUGACAAUGAAGAAAGACCAGUAGCCACUGUGCGUCGGAGAGGAAGGAAGCCCAAGCGCUCCCUCACACUGUCAGAUGACACCGACUCCUCAGAGCCAGAGAGAAAACGCCAGAAAUCAGUUUCUGAAGCAACUGAGGACAAAAAAGAUCAGGAGUCUGAUGAGGAAGAAGAGGAGGAGGAAGAUGAUGAGCCCUCUGGUGCCACCACCAGAUCCACCACCAGGUCUGAGGCGCAGAGAUCAAAGAUGCAGCUCUCGCCUUCUACCAAGCGCAAAAGAGAAGCCAGCCCUCCUGGGGCCCGAACGAGGGGUCAGCAGAGGGUGGAGGAAGCUCCUGGGAAGAAGGUGAAACGAUAAUGCUUCCUCAGGAGGAGGGAGGGAGGGAGAG